UCUCGAACUCAGAAGUGUUCCUCCUGCCUCAGCCUCCCGAGUGCUGGGAUUACAAGCGUGUGCCACCACGCCGGGCUUAGAUGUGGGGGACAUAGCAGAGAUGGGAUUUUAGUGUCAAGGUGAUCUGGAUGGAUGGAGGAGUCUGGGGGCGGUGGGUGACUGAGCAGUGACUAGGGGUCACAUACUGUCCCAGGCCAGAAAAAAACUGAAGGGUGUGAUUGGCUAACUGCCUGGGCCCUGCAUCCGGGAGAGGCGCUGGAAGGGGCUGUAAUCAGAGGCUCAUGGAUGAGUGGGAAAGAGGGGCGAGGAUUUAGGGGGGCUUCACCAAUGAAAGACUAGAAAAAGGCGAACCCCGGGUGCUUUUGUCGCAGGGACAAAGAACACACGUAUCUCCUCGAUGUUAAGGAAAACUACAUGCUCCCGCGGGAUGUACACAGGUUGCAGAGCCCAGCUCCUCUUGCUCACCCCGCCCCCAGGCCACUUCCCGGGGCGCAUUUCUUUGUGCAUUCACCGAGUCCCUGCGAGCUCUUCCUUUUUACAAAGAGUGAGAUAAACGGAGCUUUGCCCUCCUUGCCUGUCCCUGGAUUUUCCCCGUCUGCUUAUCCUGGGCACCACUUGACAACGGCCUUAGUGAAUAAAUAAGCACUGCGGGAAGGUUCUUGCGUGAGUGUGGCUGGGAGGGAGCAGGAGCGGGGGCUUGGCUAGGCGGGUGGUUGUUUUUGAGUUUCUUCCCCUUCCUAUGCAUGUGCUCGGCAGCAGGGCCAGAAAACUGGAGGCCUGGCAGAACACCCCCCUCCCGCCCCGCGCGCGCAGUCAUCCUGCGGGAGGGGCGUGAGCAGGGCGUGGCCGGAACGGCUUUCUUCAGGCCGGGGCCCCAGGCGGGCACAGUUACCAGCCGCACUGAUCAUGGCCGCAGCUGCACUAGGGCAGAUAUGGGCCCGAAAACUUCUUCCUGUCCCUUGGCUUCUGUGUGGUCCCAGAAGAUGUGCUUCUUCCAACUUCAAGGCUGCAGACCUGCAAAUGCAAAUGACACAAGAGCCACAAAAGAAGCCCGGCUCCAGCGAGCCGCUGGUGUUUGGGAAGAUGUUUACCGACCACAUGCUGAUGGUGGAGUGGAGUUCAGCGAGGGGCUGGGGCCAGCCCCGGAUCCAGCCCUUCCAGAACCUCACGCUGCACCCGGCCUGCUCCGCCCUCCACUACUCCCUGCAGCUCUUCGAGGGCUUGAAGGCCUACAGAGGUAGGGACCAGCGGGUUCGCCUCUUCCGACCCUGGCUUAACAUGGACCGGAUGCUGCGCUCGGCCCAGCGCCUCUGCCUGCCGACUUUCGACAAGGCCGAGCUGCUGGAGUGCAUCCGCCGGCUGGUGGAGGUGGAGAAGGACUGGGUUCCCGAGGGGGCUGGCACCAGUCUCUACGUGCGGCCCGUGCUCAUCGGCAACGAGCCCUCGCUGGGCGUCGGCUGUGUCACACAGGCGCUGCUGUUCGUCAUUCUCUGCCCCGUGGGCUCCUACUUCCCCGGGGACUCCAUGACCCCCGUCUCCCUGCUCGCGGACCCCGCGUUUAUCCGAGCCUGGAUGGGGGGCGUCGGUGACUACAAGCUUGGGGGGAACUACGGGCCGACGGUGUUAGUGCAGCGAGAGGCGCAGAGGAAGGGCUGCGAGCAGGUGCUGUGGCUGUACGGGCCCGACCAGCAGCUCACCGAGGUCGGCACCAUGAACAUCUUCAUCUACUGGACCCACACGGACGGUGUACUGGAGCUGGUGACGCCCCCACUGGACGGGAUCAUCCUGCCCGGAGUCGUCAGACAGAGCCUGCUGGACCUGGCGCAGUCCUGGGGUGAGUUCCGGGUAGUGGAGCGCAAGAUCACCAUGCGGGAGUUGCUGCAGGCGCUGGAGGAGCGGCGGGUGCGGGAAGUGUUUGGCUCCGGCACCGCCUGCCAGGUCUGCCCGGUGCACCGGAUCCUGUACAAAGGCCAGAACGUCCAUAUUCCCACCAUGGAACACGGGCCCGAGCUUAUCCUCCGCUUCCAGAAGGAGCUGAGGGCGAUUCAGUACGAAACCGGCACCCACGAGUGGAUGCUAGCGGUGUGACAUGCGGGCUCGGCCGGACCACACCUCAGAUCAACGGACGUGUCAGGACUCACCUGAAGUGCAAUAAGAGAGGCCGGGGACGGACACCCGGGCCUCUGGCGCCCCCUGGUGGUUGCUACACUCCCAAAGUCAUGGGCCCAGGCGUUUUGCGACCUGGCCCUGCGACGUGGUGGGGACCAGCUGCCCUCUCCCUACCCCUGCUGCUCCAUGUUCAUCUCUGGGGGGUCAGGGAUGUUUCGUGGCCUCGACUCCACAUUCUCUGUUCUCAGGCCGGACCCCGCUGCUGCCGUUAAUUUUUUCUCUCUGUCCUUGCUGCAAUUUUGAAAUAAAAUGCCAAAGAACAAAACAUUAGCU
Messenger RNA from Chinchilla lanigera (long-tailed chinchilla), 2442 nucleotides. It is a transcript of the gene Bcat2, whose product is annotated as branched chain amino-acid transaminase 2, mitochondrial. The transcript has 11 exons. The record is from RefSeq and is a predicted model, not a curated record. Gene Ontology annotation, cellular component: mitochondrion. Gene Ontology annotation, molecular function: branched-chain-amino-acid:2-oxoglutarate transaminase activity. Bases 907 to 2088 code for a protein of 393 amino acids. Gene Ontology annotation, biological process: L-valine biosynthetic process; L-leucine biosynthetic process. Lineage: Eukaryota; Metazoa; Chordata; Mammalia; Rodentia; Chinchillidae.